This is a messenger RNA of Bufo bufo (common toad), 3589 nucleotides long. It is a transcript of the gene IPO4, whose product is annotated as importin 4. The transcript is spliced from 31 exons. Gene Ontology annotation, molecular function: nuclear import signal receptor activity; small GTPase binding. Gene Ontology annotation, cellular component: nucleus; cytoplasm. The record is from RefSeq and is a predicted model, not a curated record. Bases 113 to 3346 code for a protein of 1077 amino acids. Lineage: Eukaryota; Metazoa; Chordata; Amphibia; Anura; Bufonidae. Gene Ontology annotation, biological process: protein import into nucleus.
UCUCGCUCGGCCGGACACCCACGUGGAGGAGACAGUUAGUGGCAGCUCCCGUUUACUGGGCUUGGCAAGACCCGUAUUCCGGUGUCUGUGAACGGGGAAGCCGUUUGUCAUCAUGGCGCAGCUUCUGGAGGCCUUACUAACAAGUCUCCUGCAGCCGGACAACGCUGUUAUCCAGCAGGCCACUGCUCAGUUAAAAGAAGCUGUCAAGGAUCCAUCGAUUAUCCCAGCACUAUGUGAUGUACUGCGAGGUGCACAAGACCCACAGAUUCGUCAGUUUUCAGCAGUAUUAUUACGUAGACGUUUAAUUAAAAGAUGGAAGAUAAUGCCUGUAGAUCAGCAAGAAAGUGUGAAAACCCUUCUGCUUGAAGCCAUUCCAAAAGAACCAGAGCACAAAGUUCGCUAUGCUAUCGCACAGCUUUCGGCAGUCAUUCUGAGAAAUGAGAAGUUGGAUCGCUGGCCGCAGUUUAUCCAGUUUGUGCUGCAGGCGUCUCGCAGUACCGUACCAGAACAGAGACAGGUUGGCCUCCUGGUUCUGUUCUGUGCUCUAGAUCUCUCUGCUAAAAUCUUCCGGCCCCACGUCCCAGAUUUAGUUAAACUGUUUAACCAAACUCUUGCUGAUCUACAGAAUGGACCUUUGUUGUUCUACACUAUUCAGUCUAUCACAAGUAUAGUGCCUGUGCUGGUUGGUAAUGAAACUAACUUACUGAGGUCUUUGAUCCCGAAGUUGGUAACAGCAAUCAAACAGUUGAUUCUGAUUAAUGAGGUCCAGGCCUGUGAAGCAAUGGAAGUCUUUGAAGAACUAAUGGAAAGUGAAGUGUCAGUCAUUGUUCACUAUCUAUCAGAGGUUAUCCACUUCUGUCUUGAGAUUGCCAUAAACACAUCACUGUCUGACAACCUCCGGGUGAAGUCUCUUUACUGUAUUCGCUUCCUCAUCAAGCUGAAGAGCAAAUCCAUCUUGAAGCAAAAGCUGCUGCCUCAGAUUCUCAAUGCAAUUUUCCCCAUCAUGUGUGCUGAGCCACCUCCUGGGCAGUUGGACCCAGAAGAUGAAGAGGAUGAUGAUGAUGAGUUGUUGGAAGAAGCAGCAGAGAUACAGUUACCCAAACACUAUGCAGUUCAGGUGAUUGAUAUAUUGGCACUUCACCUACCGCCUGAGAAAUUGUUUACUCAACUGACUCCACUCAUGGAGCCAUGUCUUCUUAGUUCCAAUCCCUAUGAGCGUAAAGCUGGUCUGAUGUGUCUUGCGGCAAUGAGCGAGGGCUGUGCAGAUCACAUCCGGAACAAACAUCUUCAGUCUAUGCUACAGUUGGUUUGUCAGGCUAUCAGAGAUGAAAAUCAUGUAGUCAGGAAUGCAGCAUUGUAUGCCUUGGGACAGUUUUCUGAACAUUUACAGCCUGAUAUCAGUGGUUAUUCAGAUUCUGUCCUUCCGUUGCUGUUGGAAUAUUUGUCACGUGUGGAUCCAUCUCAUACGGCUCACCUCACCAAGGCAUACUAUGCUCUUGAAAACUUUGUGGAAAACCUUGGUAGUAAGAUUAAGCCUUACCUCCCCACCUUGAUGGAGCGGAUACUGAGGUCUCUGAGCAGUUCAGACAAUAUCAGAUUGAAGGAACUUUCAGUGAGUGCUCUGGGUGCCAUCGCCAAUGGAGCAGAAAUGCUGCUCUGCCCAUAUUUCCCUUCUAUAAUGGAGGUAUUGAAAGUGCAUUUGGUACAGACAACAGAAGAAGGAAGACCUGUUCAGAUUCAGUGUUUAGAAACCCUUGGGGUUCUGGUGUACACUCUAGGUAAAGAGACCUUCCUUCCCUUGACAGAAGACUGUUGCCUCCUGGGACUACAAUUAUGUGAUAGAAUUGAUGACCCAACUAUAAGAAGCUGUGCCUAUAGUCUGUUUGCUGCUCUUUCUGGAGUUAUGGAAAAUAAUAUUUCUCAUCAUCUGGAAAAUAUUACAACUAUGAUGCUGCUGUCUCUAAAGUCGAGGGAAGGAAUAGUGAUCCAGUAUAAUGAGAAUCGCACCUUCAAGUUGUUUGAUGAUGAAACAGAUGAAGAUGUUGCCAUUAAUGAAGAAGAUGAAGAAGAGGAAGAUCCAGACAUUGAAGGAUUUAUUGUGCAGAAUGCAUUUGUUGAUGAAAAAGAAGAGGCAUGCUCUGCUCUCGGGGUGAUAUCGUUACAUGCCAGCUCUUCAUUUUUCCCUUAUCUUGACUCAUGCUUCCAGGAAGUUUUUAAACACAUUGAGUCACCACAUAACACUGUCCGGAAAUCGGCAUAUGAAGCUGUAGGAAAAUUUGUGCGCUCAAUGCACCUUGUAUGCCAGAAGAACCCUAAUGAGCACAGUGCCAAAGUUUUACUUCAGCUUUUGGAAAUUGUUAUCCCUGCCUACCUGCAGGGUGCGGUGCAAGAUAAGGAACGUGAAGUGGUAAUGACCAUCCUAGAGUCUUUAAACAAUGUACUAAAAGAUGUGAAGGAACCUUGCGUGGGUGGACCUGAGCAGCUUGGAAGAAUAUGUGAUGUCAUCAAAUUAGUGCUACAGAGCAAGACUGCAUGUCAGGAUGAGGCUGAAGAUAACGAGGAUGACCAACAGGCAGAGAUGGAUGCGAUGUUGAUGGAAUAUGCAGGAGAGGGAAUUCCCUUGGUUGCUGCUGCAGUUGGUGGUGUGACAUUUGCGCCAUACUUUGCAGGUUUUCUUCCACUGCUCCUCAAUAAAACGAAGUCCAGUUGCACUCCUGCGGAGAAAUCCUUUGCAGUAGGCACCCUCGCAGAAUCAAUAGUUAGCCUUGGAGAGGCAUCUGCUCAGUUUGUGGCACAUUUGCUUCCUGCUCUCUUCAAUGGGGCUCGAGAUGAAGAUAAUGAAGUUCGUAGUAACGCAGUGUUUGGCCUUGGGGUCCUUGCAGAACAUGGAGGUGCAGCCAUACUUAAAAAUUUCCCAAAGCUACUUUCUGUAUUCUCCUCUAUAAUCAGCUCUGAGAAAAAUCCUCGAACUCUGGACAAUGUGUGUGGGGCAGUAAGUCGUAUGAUACUUAGACAUCCAGAAGGUGUUCCUGUGGAACAGGUAUUUCCAGUAUUGCUUCGUUCAAUGCCACUGAAAGAAGAUUUUGAGGAGAACUCUACAGUAUUUAAAUGCAUUGCAUUUCUGUAUGAGAAGAACCCUUCACAGGUUGCUGCACACAUUAAUGAUAUUGCUAGAGUAUGUGGGCAUGUCUUGGGAACAAAGGAAAUUACACCAGACACAGAGCAGACCGUAGUUAUUCUGUUGAGAAAUCUGGCCCAGCGUUUCCCCCAGGAAUUACAGAGUGCUGUGAUGUCUCUUCCUGAAGAAAUGUCUUCCAAGCUUCGUGCCGCUCUUGGCUUACCGUGAGGAGCAUGUUUCAGAGGACUGGAUAGGAUGGUUUUCACUUAUGUUCAAGUUGCAGUUGAUAGUUCCAGUUUACACCUUGGAUCCAGAUGACUUUAGAUCACCUACUCAUCAGAACUUUUUGUGGACAAAAGCAAGUAUUAAGGUUCUGUACAUCAUCAGAGGUCUAAGUGGAAUGUGUUUUUGCCAAAAAGUUCUGCUUUGCUGUUCAAACCAAAGCAAUAAAAUGAAACGUUUUGUUCAGAC